This is a messenger RNA of Cavenderia fasciculata, 129 nucleotides long. RefSeq lists its product as uncharacterized. The record is from RefSeq and is a predicted model, not a curated record. The coding region runs from base 1 to 129 and encodes 42 amino acids. Lineage: Eukaryota; Evosea; Eumycetozoa; Acytosteliales; Cavenderiaceae. The transcript has a single exon.
AUGGGUCGCAGGGACUCGAGUAUAUCGGGUGGAUCCGCAACCACCUCUACGAGAGUAUUGACGUGGUCGACAACCGUCUACGAGGACACGGUCCGUUCCAGCAGUCCAUGUACAAACUCGGGUCGAUAG